AUGACUAUGUCCGCUCAGAAGAUCGUGGAACGCAUCGCCAUCACAUGGACUGAAGGCCGACUGGAGAAUGUUCUCGAACGGCAAAAGCAGCUUGCAGCUUUGCAUCAGUCACUUCACCGGCGGUUCGACGAUUGCGCACGCGCACUGCAACAAGAUAUGUACGAAGACCUUGAUAGUCCCGCUAGACUUGCCAAAUCGGAAGUUACAGCCGCUCUUGAUGCUAUCAACAGCUUGUACACCCAACUGAACUUUUCGGAUGUGCUAGCCAAAGAACGGAACUUGAAAAAAGGUGCAAAUGCAGCACGCUUUCUCGUCCCACUUGGGUCGACGUUAGUCGUACAACUUCCGUCAUCGCCCAUCAUUUCGACAUUGGGUCCCCUAGCUGCCGCAUUGGCUGCAGGCAGCCCAACAAUUGUCCUUGGCGCUCCUAGUCUUCCAGCCACUAGUAACAUGCUUGGUUGCAUAAUUCUGGAAGCUCUAGAUCGUGAGGCAUUUCAUUUCGAACAGUCAGCUGAUGUAUCAACAUGCGAAGCCUUUGCCCAGGCUGAAUACGCGACAGUAGUUCUUCACAGCCUCGAUACAAGCGACAGGAUUCGACCGCUUGUUCUUACCACGAACCCAGCUGUUCGGAUAAUUGAACCAUACUACGGUAUUCCAGCUGGUAUAAUCGAUCGCAGUGUUGCUGAUGCCAUCGACGUUGUUACCAAACGAAUACGAUUGGCGGUACAAGAUGUACCGAAAGGCAAUUCUUCCCGAGUUCCUAGACUUUUCUUUGUUGAUGAGUCUAUCUUUACUUCAUUCAAAAACGGAAUGCAAGCCCAACGCGAAGUGGCAAGCAUUAACCUGGAUCAGUGGCUUCGAAAACAGUAUCGAGGCAUUUCGCCUAGGUACUGCACGGAUCAAAGCCGGAAGCAGCGAAUCCCAGAACUUCCUGUGGUACAGGGCGCCAUCAUAUUAACAUUCUCAAGCAACUCAGAGAUUGUCCUUAUUCCUACAAGGAGUUCGGAUCACACAAUCGAUCUUUUAAACAAAAUCAAUGCCAGCACCGGGUCUCAAGUCAUCUAUAUUUUUGCUGGAGGGAAAGAAGGUUUCUACUUGGGAAAUUUCAUCACUACAUCUUACGUCUACCUCAACGAUGUACCAGUUGACUCUCUUGUCCUCACAAGUUGUCGCUCUGCGAAUGCUACGGCUACGCAGGGCUAUUACUUUGAAGACUUCUCUGAGAUGAAGGUCAUGCUUCAGGUCAAAGCUUCCACCUCGCAAAGCAAGGAGGGUAGCCCAGCCAAGUUAAAUGCAAGCAGAGUGAAGCAGUUUUCGGGUGGGAGGAUGUCAUACUUUGAACAAGGCCUGAUACUUGGUGCGACAAUUGGAAUUGCAGCCCUGGUGUCAGCGGGAUAUGUCUCUUACCGUGUCGCGAGCACCUUCUUUGUA
Molecule: messenger RNA, 1431 nt
Organism: Alternaria burnsii
Lineage: Eukaryota; Fungi; Ascomycota; Dothideomycetes; Pleosporales; Pleosporaceae
Exons: 6
Molecular function (GO): oxidoreductase activity
Source: RefSeq, a predicted model, not a curated record